UAACUCCAAGAAACGACCCAGGGAGAAGAGAGAGAAGUAAGAGACAGAGUGAGCGGAAGAAAGAGUGAGUAAAAACACUACUCACUCUUGAGUUUUUUGUAAUCAAUGACCAUCAUAUUUAGGGUAAAAACGCUUGUAAGCAAUUUUUGUACACACUUCCAAUUUUCUGCAGAAAUCAAAGAAGUUUUCUGCAGAAGAUUCCAAUUUUUGUGCACACUACGUUUUUAUCCGGUCUUAAGCCGUGGAGUGAAACAUUAAAACUUACGAGCAAUCUAGACGUUCGCGUUUGACAGCCUACUUAGCUAUCUAAAACGACUCGUAAGCAAAUUAUUGCCAUGUAAGCAGCACAAGUUAUUGCACCGCUUUGCGGGCUCUAUCUAUAUAUUACACCUUCAUCCAAAGUUCAGCUGCCCCUCGAUAGAUUUCCUGCCCAUCAGAAUUCUUUCUUCAAUAGUAGAGUACCGACCGAUUUUAUACCAUUUAUAUCUAUAUAUAUAUAUAUAUAUAUAUAUAUCUCAAAUAUCUGCAACAAAUGGAUCCCCAAACCGAGCAUCUUCACUUCCUCCUAAUUCCUUUGAUGUCUCAGAGCCAUAUUAUUCCCUUGUCAGAUCUCGCUAAAUUACUAGCAAGGCAAGGCCCCAUGGUCUCGAUGAUUAGCACCCCCAAGAACGCUAACAGGUUUAAAGCUCUCAUCGACUAUGCCGCAAGGGAAAACCUCAAGAUCCAGUUGAUCACAAUACCAUUCCCAGGUCAACAAGUCGGAUUGCCAGAAGGAUGUGAAAACCUGGAUGCACUUCCUUCUACAGACUUGAUAAGGAGCUUUGUGGAUGCAUAUAGUUUGAUGCAAGAACCAAUAGAAAACGUUGCCAAGAAACAGUUAGAACCGAGGCCAAGUUGCAUCAUUUCCACCAAUGCUCUUGUAUGGACUCAAAACCUCGCCCACAGGUUAGGAAUCCCAAGGUACGUCUUCCAAACCGUAGCUCCCUUCACUCUCGUCUGUGCCGGCAGAAUAGGCAGGUUCCUCGAGAGUCACGACUCUUCGGAUUUAGACGCAUUUUGGGUACCGAAUUUGCCGCACAAAAUCCAAUUCAGAAAAUCCCAGUUGCCUUUUCCGGAGAGCAGGAAAGAGUCGGGUGAUGUAAGGAAAGAAACUCAGGUUUCAGACAGAGGGAGUCUGGUGAAUAGUUUUGAGGAGUUGGACCAGUGGUAUGUGGAGGAACAGAAGAGAGUUCACAAGAACUUCUGGGACGUCGGACCCGUUUCUUUGAUCAACAGUACAGGGUCAGCGACAGCAAAGAGUGACCACUACAGUUUAAAAUGGCUGGACUCGAUGAAGCCCAGCUCUGUUAUUUAUGCGUGUUUCGGCAGCAUGUGUCAUCUGUCGUUCGGGCAGCUGAGAGAGAUUGGUCUGGGGUUGGAAGCCUCAGGCCGCCCGUUCAUAUGGGUGAUCAGAGAAAUUGAUUAUUCGCCACAAGUGGAAAAAUGGUUAAAAGAUGAGAAGUUUGAGGAGAGGGUUAAAGGGGUCGUUGUCAGAGGAUGGGCACCGCAGGUUCCGAUAUUAUCCCAUUCGUCAGUGGGAGGAUUCUUGACCCAUUGCGGGUGGAAUUCUACACUGGAAGGAAUCUGCGCAGGGGUGCCAAUGCUAUGUUGGCCAAUGUUCGCGGAGCAAUUCUUCAAUGAGACAUUUGUUGUGGAUGUCGUCAAGAUCGGCGUGAGGAUCGGAGUCGAGACGCACAUGAGGGUUGGCGAGGAAGAGAAGACCGUUGACAGAGAACAAAUUAAAGCAGCAAUCGAUCAGCUGAUGGAUGAAGGAGAAGAGGGGGAAGAAAGAAGAGAAACAGCGAGAAAGCUGAGUGAGAUGGCAAGGAAUGCUACACAAGAAGGGGGCUCUUCUUACAGGAAUAUCACAUUGUUCAUUCAAGACGUACUCCAGCUCCAGCAACAGGAAGCUGCAGAAGACGAGAAAGUGAAUGAAGACAGAGACUCAGAAAUCACAGACAAACGAGUGAUGUAGACGUAGCCAUUUAGGAGGGCAGGACCCUUUCCUUCCUUCUCAUCUAUAGUUUGUUUUGUACUCCUCUAUAUAUGCAUGUAUUCGUCCCGCGUGAAUGGUCCAGCGGUAGCCUCCUCCUACAGGAAUCGAGUCGGUCCCGAGUUCGAGCCUCAACUCUGCUGGAUUCCUUCGCGCACUUAACGUGCUAGGAUCGGGUUGGGGCGCUGAAUCCGGGCCGCAGGGAAUUAAUCGGGUCUGUAAGGAUUGACCCGGACACCCCUGUGUCGACAAAAUAUAUGUAUAUAUAUA
Messenger RNA from Coffea eugenioides, 2302 nucleotides. Its product is annotated as UDP-glycosyltransferase 73C1-like. Gene Ontology annotation, molecular function: UDP-glycosyltransferase activity. The transcript has a single exon. The record is from RefSeq and is a predicted model, not a curated record. Bases 533 to 2014 code for a protein of 493 amino acids. NCBI's taxonomy places the organism in Eukaryota, Viridiplantae, Streptophyta, Magnoliopsida, Gentianales, Rubiaceae.